This is a messenger RNA of Eufriesea mexicana, 2932 nucleotides long. It is a transcript of the gene Hmgcr, whose product is annotated as HMG coenzyme A reductase. The coding region runs from base 176 to 2932 and encodes 918 amino acids. Gene Ontology annotation, molecular function: protein binding; NADP binding; hydroxymethylglutaryl-CoA reductase (NADPH) activity. Gene Ontology annotation, cellular component: peroxisomal membrane; endoplasmic reticulum membrane. Lineage: Eukaryota; Metazoa; Arthropoda; Insecta; Hymenoptera; Apidae. Gene Ontology annotation, biological process: sterol biosynthetic process; isoprenoid biosynthetic process; coenzyme A metabolic process. The record is from RefSeq and is a predicted model, not a curated record. The transcript is spliced from 9 exons.
CUGUGUAUUGUCAGAAGGUUUGGUGUACAAAAUGUUAAUUAAUAUAUAUAAUUGUGAUAGAAAACCAAAUCAUACAUAGUGAACAUGUUAAUUAUUCGACAUAGAUAUGUAUGUGAAGCAUGUUUUAUUUUCGAACAAGUUUUACGGUUGUAAGUAAUUAUCGAAAGCAAGAAAUAUGCUGACGCGUCUGUUCGAAAUUCAUGGCCGGUUUUGCGCUGGACAUCCCUUAGAAGUAAUUGUGACGACCUUCACGCUCACGGCAUGCAUUCUAAGCAUGGAGACCGGAAGCGGACAUCCACGGGAUGGAACCCUUCCAUUGUCUUCGCACUGCCGAUCUAGUAGAUGUAAUUCGGAUGACCUAAAUGCCGCUGAUAUUAUAGUUAUGACGAUAAUACGAUGUUUAGCUAUAUUGUUUACCUAUCACCAAUUUCGCAAUCUACAAAAAUUGGGUUCAAAAUAUAUCUUAGGUAUCGCCGGCCUAUUUACCGUAUUUUCCAGUGUUGUGUUCACGUCCAGUGUAGUCAAUUUUGGGAGGAGUGACAUUUCCGAUUUAAAGGAUGCGCUGUUUUUCUUUUUGCUUAUUAUCGACCUUUCAAAGGCCGCUAUAUUAGCUCAGUUGGCUCUAAGCUCCAGAAAUCAAGAGGAAGUGCGAGCAAAUAUCGCUCGCGGUAUGUCGCUCUUAGGACCAACUAUUACGUUAGAUACUUUGGUGGAAACUUUACUUAUUAGCAUAGGAUCUUUAUCCGGUGUUAGAAGAUUAGAGAUCUUAUGCAGCUUUGCUUGCCUUGGAAUUGUUGUGAAUUACAUUGUUUUCAUGACAUUUUAUCCUGCAUGUUUAUCAUUAAUUCUCGAGCUUUCUCGAGAAACUAAUACUUUGAAACCACUGAGUGCCGAUAAGAUUUUUAUGAUACAUCCAUUAAACGAAGAAGAUCAGAAGCCAAAUCCGGUGGUAGAACGCGUUAAAUUGAUUAUGAUUGCUGGCCUAUUUGUGGUACAUGCUAACAGUCGUUGGCCUUUCAAAAGUGACGAAAGCGAAUAUACGGUAGAAGGCAAAGUAUCUUCCGUGAAUUCACAUAUCAUAGUGAAUUCUUACAACAAGACAGAGAAUUCAUCUGAAGUCAAGGAGUAUUUAAUGAACUGGCUGUCCGUCAGUGCAGAUAAUAUUGUGAUAUUAAUACUUCUUCUUGCACUCGCAAUUAAAUUUAUUUUCUUUGAAAACAAGGGAGAUAUCGCUAAACAGUUACGAUUUAAAGUGGAAGACAAUGUAGAAGAAAAAAACGAAAGUGACUAUAUGAAAGAAAAAAGACUUGAAAGUGACCAUGUGAAACAAAAAGAAAAUGAAAGUGAAGAUUUGAAUGUACUUAUCAGCAAGAUGCCAUUCAGACAAAAUUUUACUAGAAUACAAACUAUCUCCCUUUCACCCACGGUACGUGAUUGGAUUAAUAAUAAAGAAGUGCACAUAGAUGAAAAACAAUGUAAUGUAGAUAUUCGGAACGAUAAAAGUCUAUUUCAACGAUUGAAAGUUCCUAGAUCGUUAGAAGAAUGUCUCGAAAUAUAUAAAUCUGAGCUUGGAGCAAAUGCACUAUCAGAUGAGGAAGUAAUUCAAUUAGUAAAGAAUAAGCAUAUAGCCGCUUAUCAGUUAGAAAAAGCAGUUGGUGAUAUGGAGCGCGGUGUUGGAAUCAGGCGUCUUAUAAUUGGAGAGGCCGGAAAAUUUCUUGAUAAUCUUUCUGACUUACCGUAUAAAGAUUACGAUUAUAGUAAGGUAUUAGGUUCCUGUUGUGAGAAUAUUAUAGGAUAUGUGCCAGUGCCACUUGGAAUUGCUGGCCCAUUAUUACUUGAUGGUGAAUUGUAUCAUGUACCAAUGGCAACAACAGAAGGCUGUUUAGUAGCAUCUACAAAUCGUGGUAGUAGAGCAUUAUUAAAAUGCGGUGUGACAAGUCGUGUAGUUGCUGAUGGAAUGACAAGAGGACCAGUUGUGAGAUUUCCAAAUAUUGUUAGAGCAAGUGAAGCUAUGGCAUGGAUGCAAGAUACUGAACAUUUUAAAGAAAUGAAAAAUAGUUUUGAUUUAACUAGUAGAUUUGCAAGAUUAACGAAAAUUCAUAUACGCAUUGCUGGCAGACAUUUAUUUAUUCGUUUUGUGGCAACUACUGGGGAUGCUAUGGGAAUGAAUAUGUUAUCUAAGGGUACUGAGAAAUCAUUAAACAUGGUGAAAGAACACUUUCCUGACAUGGAAAUAUUAUCAUUAAGUGGUAACUUUUGUACGGAUAAAAAGCCAGCAGCAGUAAAUUGGAUUCACGGUAGAGGUAAAAGCGUUGUUUGUGAAGCAGUAAUACCUGCAGAUAUUGUUACUAAUGUGUUAAAAACAUCAGUUCAUGCCUUAGUCGAUGUGAAUAUAAGUAAAAAUAUGAUUGGAUCUGCUGUAGCUGGCAGCAUAGGAGGUUUUAAUGCGCAUGCUGCAAAUAUUGUAACUGCAAUCUUUAUAGCGACUGGUCAAGAUCCGGCACAGAAUGUUGGAAGUAGUAAUUGUAUGACUUUAAUGGAACCAUGGGGAACUGAUGGUUCAGAUCUGUAUGUGUCAUGCACAAUGCCCAGUAUAGAAAUAGGUACUGUUGGAGGUGGAACAGGUCUUCCUGCACAAGGUGCAUGUUUAGCUAUGUUAGGUGUUAAAGGUGCACAUGCUGAUCAACCUGGUGAAAAUGCCAGUAGAUUAGCUAGAAUAGUAUGCGCUACAGUACUUGCCGGUGAAUUGUCAUUAAUGGCUGCACUUACAGCUGGACAUUUAGUCAAAAGUCAUCUUAGGCACAAUAGAUCAUCUACCACUGUAACAAACGCGAUGAGUGUCUCUCAAAAUAAUACAGGAGAUAAAUUAUGUGUGCCAAAUACAUUAGAUCCUAUACAAAAUGUUUGUAAGGAGUUUGGAGAGAAGUUUUAA